Messenger RNA from Cicer arietinum (chickpea), 798 nucleotides. Its product is annotated as protein PLANT CADMIUM RESISTANCE 11-like. Lineage: Eukaryota; Viridiplantae; Streptophyta; Magnoliopsida; Fabales; Fabaceae. The record is from RefSeq and is a predicted model, not a curated record.
CAUUGUUUGAACAUAACAUAAUUAACUCCACCCUCAUAUGACAUUAUGAUGAAUCCUCCAACUUCACAAUCACAUUAUGUACAACAACCGUACAAUCAGCCCCCCCCAGCCACCGGUUUUCCGGUGAACCAUCAUGGCUAUAACAACCACCACCUUAAAGCCCACCAAGAUUGGUCCACCGGUCUCUUUGAUUGCUUCUCCGACAUCCAAAGCUGUUGCAUAACAUGUUGGUGUCCAUGCAUCACCUUUGGGCGAAUUGCUGAGAUUGUUGACAAGGGAACAACUUCAUGUGGUGUAAGCGGGGGCCUAUACACAUUGAUAUGUUGUUUCACAGGAUGUGGUUGUUUAUACUCAUGCAUAUACCGUUCUAAGAUGAGACACGAAUACAUGUUGAAGGACACUCCUUGUUGUGAUUGCUUAGUUCAUUAUUGCUGUGAAUCAUGCGCAUUAUGUCAAGAAUAUCGCGAGCUUCAAAACCGUGGAUUUAACAUGCCCAUUGGGUGGCAUGGAAAUGUUGCGCAAGGGAGCCGGGGAAUAGCCAUGACACCGACAGCUCCGGCAGUUGAACACAUGAUUCGUUGAAUUCAACUUCCAUAUGUACCCAUUAAUAUUAUAUGUCUCAUAACCUUAAUUUUUUUUUUCUUUUUUUCAUUCGAAAUCAUUGUGAUUAUUUGAAUAAAUGUUUUUAGCUUUGUGCUGGUUAUGGAAUUAAUAAUUUUUUGUAUGAUCUAUUCGACUGGACUGAACUACUUCAGUUGAUAUUUUAAGACUUUGAAAAUAUUUAGAUAUUACUAUUUA